This is a messenger RNA of Rotaria socialis, 1590 nucleotides long. The record is from the annotation of a GenBank genome assembly. Lineage: Eukaryota; Metazoa; Rotifera; Eurotatoria; Philodinida; Philodinidae.
AUGUCAUCAUCAUCACCACCCUCCUCACUAUUAAAUAAUAAAAAACCAAUACGUGAAUUAAGUUCAAUAACAAAUCAUUUGUUAUUGACAAAAACUUUGAAUGCACUUGUAAAUAAUAAUAAUAAUAAUAAUAAUUCACAAAUGCCAAUACCAGCUCCUCCACCGUCGACAUCAUCAAUAAAAGAAAACAUUCCCAAUGAUCCAAAUUUAAUUCAACAACAAAAAGCACUGAAUCUUCGUUUAGCUGCUGCAUUGAAACCAGUCGAUAGAGAUAAUGUUGCAGCAUUACUACAAUUUUAUCAAACAUUAGCUAACAACAACAACAACAAUAAUACGAAUACUAAUACUAAUAACAAUUCACAUAAUAACACUCAAAAUAGUUCAUCGUUUAUUGAUAAUUCAUCUUUACUUAACAGUUCUAAUUUGAAUAAUUUAUCGAUUUUGAAAGCCCAAAGUGCAGCUAAAAGAUGCACAUCGAUGGCGUACUUAUGCCGAUUUAAUCAACGAAAUCGUUUAAUCGAAGUACCAACAUCAAGUGAAUAUUACAGUCAACAAAAUGGUAUUGCGCACGAACAUUUGAAACAAUUAAUCAUUCAAGAAUUUCAAAUACCAAAAUCAUCUUUAAUUAUUCAAAUAUGGAAUGAACAAUAUCAAGAGUAUAUUGACAUAGAAUCCUAUAAGAAACUUCCAUUCGAAGGGCGUCUUCAAGUAUUGAUUGAGAAAGAGGUAAAUUCAACUGGGAAUUCACCAUCAGUAACAUCAAAAAGUCCAACAACACCAAUAUUUUCAACAACAAUUCCAACAAUGGUUCGCUCAAUUACACCCAUACCGCUACAACCAUCACUUAGUGACAAUCACCGAGAUGAAGAUUUGCCAUCAAAGUCCUAUGAGGAACCUGGUAUCACGGUUUCACCAAUGCAUCAAAUUGACAAUUUAAAUGGUAGUCAACACAAUAUAAUGUAUGAUUUAUUACCGAAACCAAGCGAUGGAAUCCCAAUUCCACGAUUCCCACCGCAUAUAGCUGCAUUCUUGAAUGGUAAUGGUGAUGCUAAUCAGUUGAAUGCUCUUGUUCAAGCGCUCUAUCAAGAAAUUGUCAAAUAUGAACUUUAUCCAAAUGCUGACGAAUUACGUUCGAUUGUCAGUCGUCUUGUUGAUCGACACCCUAAUAGUAUUUCUGUUAUCGGCAGUAUUGAGUUAUUAGUAAGAAAAUUAUACUAUAAGUUUUGUAAUGAACGGAAAAAGUAUCCUGUGGAAUUGAAACGGCGGCAACCAAAUAAACGUAAACGACUAACACGUGAAGAUGAUUCGGUGAUGAGCAAUGUACAACAAGGAAGAAAUAGUAAUACAAUACAUGAUCUUGAUCGUCUUAUGCAUUUAUGGACAACAACAAAUGAAUAUAAAGAUUCAACUCCUAAUGAAAAUAUUCAUCAGCAACAACAUUCACCCUCAGGUUCUUCUGGUUCAUCAUCGCCAGUUUCAAAUCACAAUGCUAAUGAUAAUCGGGAACAAUGGGAAGGAUGUCAAAAGUAUCAUCCAUUGAACCUAUCCAUUGGAAGUCAUAAUAAUAAUAAUCUUAUGUGCACUGAAUAA